AUGUCGUUCCUCGGCAACUUUGACGUCGCUAAGCUGGCCUCGCAGCUGGGCAAUUUCAGCAUCCCGGAUGACCCUGAGAUCAUCAAUCAAGGCCACAGAGACUACGGCUACACCAACCACGGCACCCGCGGCGACGGCUACGACGGCCGCCCGCCCUCGGGCUACGCCGGCGGCCCCCAGAACGGCGCAGACAAGUACAGGCGUGAGCACCCCGCUGCCUUCGGCUCCAGCGACCCGGCACGCUCCGCCUACUCCGACCCGGUAUCCGAAGGCGCCGCCAUGUCGUCGCUGGCGGCGGGCGUAGCAGCGGGAGCUGCAGCCGGCGCCUACGGGUCGCAGCCCCAGUACCCGAUGCCGCACCCCGGGCGGUACGGAGACCCUGGCGAGACGCCGAGUCCCUAUCCGCCGCAGCAGCAGCAGGCUUACGGCCGACCCCCAUCGCCGGGGUACGAACGACCUCCGUCACCGCGCCUACCAGAGGGUUGGGUGAAGCGGUUUGACGACAACACCAGACGUUGGUAUUACGUUAACCAGGCGACUGGUAGUUCUCAGUGGGAGGCGCCUGCUGCGCCUUCGCCCCCGCCGAUGUCGCCAGGAUAUGGAGGACAUGGGGAGCCGGCGAGGUACGGUGGCCACUCACCGCAGCCGGGAUACUCGCCUCAGCCUGGGUACGGGGUCCAUUCGCCUCAACCAGGAUACGGAGGACACUCUCCCCAGCCGGGAUACGGAGAGUACGCCGGCGCAGCUGCCGGGGCUGGGGCGGGAUAUUACGCUAGUCAGCAAUAUGGGCAGAGUCAGCAGCAUGGCUACGAGCAGUCUCAGCCUUACGGCCAACCCCAUGGGCAACCGUACGGCCAGUCUUAUCCGCAGCAACAGUACGGCCAGCCCUCUGAACAGGGCUACAGUGGCGAGGAGAAGAAGAAAAAAAAGAAGAAGAGCGGCAAUGGCAACAUGCUACUCGGCGUGGCGGGCGGUCUUGCGGUUGGCGCCAUAGGAGGCGCCCUCAUCGCCAACGUGUUGGAAUCUGGCUCCGAUUCCGGCUCUGAGCGCGAACACCACUACGAGCGCCGUUCAUCCUCUGGAUCCGAGGACGACUACCGCCAGGGCGACUUGGCGUACGAACGCGAUGACAGCGACCGGGAGGCGAGGGAGGAGUACGAGGAGGAACAGGAUGAGUAUUAUGAUGACUGA
Colletotrichum spaethianum is the source of this 1191-nucleotide messenger RNA. RefSeq lists its product as uncharacterized. The transcript has 3 exons. Gene Ontology annotation, molecular function: protein binding. Bases 1 to 1191 code for a protein of 396 amino acids. The record is from RefSeq and is a predicted model, not a curated record. NCBI's taxonomy places the organism in Eukaryota, Fungi, Ascomycota, Sordariomycetes, Glomerellales, Glomerellaceae.